Lycium barbarum (goji berry) is the source of this 1230-nucleotide messenger RNA. Its product is annotated as receptor-like protein 19. Bases 1 to 1230 code for a protein of 409 amino acids. NCBI's taxonomy places the organism in Eukaryota, Viridiplantae, Streptophyta, Magnoliopsida, Solanales, Solanaceae. Gene Ontology annotation, molecular function: protein binding. The transcript is spliced from 4 exons. The record is from RefSeq and is a predicted model, not a curated record.
AUGUGGAGCCUCAUGUUUAAAGCUCGUAAGCCAAAAUGCAAUAUAAUUGUUCAAGUUAAGUUGCUCCGUUUCAAUUUAUUUCUGAACACAGAGAAUUAUGCCUGCUUGCUUGGACAUGAAAACAAUUAUAUCAAAAGUUUGGAAGCAAAUAUGGUAAUUACCAAUGCUGGUGUUACUCUGAUUUAUCCCACAACAACUUCAGUGACUGUUCCAAAUUGCUUGGGUAACAUAGAACUAUCUGUGCUGGACUUGAGAAGGAACAAUUUUAGUGGGAGUCUUCCACGGUUAUGUGCGCAGAGCCCUUCAUAUUUGAAAACCAUUAUUUUAAAUGGAAAUCAAUUUGAAGGACCUAUCCUGGUGUCAUUGCUCAACUGUACUCGUUUAGAAGUCCUUGAUAUGGGGAAUAACGCUAAAAAUGACAUGUUUCUAGCUUGGCUAGGAGCUCUUCCAGAGUUGCAGGUCCUUAUAUUAAGAGGCUCACUACCUGCAAAGGUUUUUGAAAACUUUAGAGCAAUGAUCAAAUUAUAUGGCACAGACAAAGGCGAGAUCAAAUAUAUGGAAGAAUCUGUCUCGACUUUUGGAGUGUACGAGGAUUCAGUGAGGUUGGUGAUAAAAGGCCAGGAAAUUGAGCUACAAAGAAUCGGCACAAUUAUGACAACCAUAGAUCUCUCAAGCAACCAUUUUGAAGGUGUGAUUCCAAAAACAAUAAAGGAUCUUCGCUCACUUGGGCUACUCAAUUUAUCCCAUAACAAUCUCAGCGCUGGUAUUCCAAUGGAACUGGGGAAAUUGAAUAUGCUCGAAGCAUUAGAUCUCUCUUGGAAUCGGCUCACUGGAAAGAUUCCGCAGGAAUUUGAUAGAAUGAAUUUUCUAGCAGUCUUAAACCUCUCUCAGAAUCUACUUGUCAGACCGAUUCCUCAAGGUUCACAAUUCGACACAUUUUCAAGUGACUCGUAUGGUGGCAACCUUGAUGUAUGUGGUCCUCCUUUGUCAAAGAAAUGUGGAACGAGUGAUCCAUCGGAGUCUGAAGAAGAAGACGAGUCAUCCUUCUUAAGUGGAUUUACGUGGGAAUCAGUUGUCAUAGGGUACAGUUGUGGACUAGUUGUUGGAACUAUCACGUGGAGCCUCAUGUUUAAAGCUCAUAAGCUAAAAUGGUUAGUGGAAUUUUUUGAAGGCGCUUUUCCCAAGAAAAUGAGAAGGGCACAAAAGAGAAGGCGGGGACGGCAGACUUAA